ACUGCAUAGCUCGGCUCUCGUCACAUAAACCACCAUCGCACCGACAGAGCGAACUCCAGGUGCUCUACACGCUGCUUGAAUCGACUCCUGGCGGGAGAGCCCCCUGGGAUACAGGACAGCAAGGGCUGCCCCAAGAUCCACAAGGAGUGGGGCCAUGCGCUGCCCGCGGAGGGCGGAGUAUACACUGGAGAGGUAGUCACUGGACCAUGAACGUGUACCUCAAGACGCUCGCAGGCGACGUGUUCGCCGUGGGCAUGACCGAUCCCGAGGCCAUCGCGGCGGCCGAGGCGAGCGGCGUCCGCGUUUGUCCGCCAUGCCUGCUGGCCGAAGGCGGGGUCGGUGAAGACACGACCAUCGACCAGCUCAAGGGUUACGUGGCGGCCAUGUCGAUCUAUCCCGCUGGGGACCAGCGCAUGAUCUUCGCCGGGAAGCGGCUCGAGGACACGCGCACGUUGCGACACUAUGGCAUUCGCGCAGAAUCGACCGUCCAUCUCAUCACACGCACCGGGUCAUCAGCCACGCUUCGGCGCGAGGGAGGCGACCCGGAACCUGGCCGGACCCCCCUCCCGUCGGUGCUCGACGUCUCGAGCGACGCGCGGUUGCACGCCACCUGCCACGCCGCGCUGAUCUGGACGGCUCUUGCGCCGCCGGGCGAGGGCGAGGCGACGUGCCUCCACGCCGCGCCGCCGGUGUUCCUCCUCCCCGUGCUCACGCCCGAAGCGUCGGAGGCGAUCAUAACGCACGCCCGGCCGGGCCUCGUGGAGAGGCGCGGCCACGCGACGGCGGCCCAGCUCGGACUCGCGGCCUUUACGGCGAAAUUGGUAAAGCACGUGCUCGGGCCCGCCGUCCACAACCUCUAUCCCGGAGUGCGCGUCGACGCCGACGCCAGCCACGCGUUCAUCCUGUGGCACGCGGCCACGAAUCCGGACCGCGCCGGCGCCUCUCUCUGGCGGCACCGCUCGGACACGGGCGAGCCGACGUCGGAGCACGUCGACGACUCCACGGUCACUGUGAACUUUACGCUCGGCGGCGAUUUCGCAGGCUCGGAUCUGAGCUUCGCGUGUGGCGACCGGCUCGUCGUCCCGCAGCGCCCCGGCCUCGCCGUGGUCCACGCGGGCGACCUCGCGCACGCGGUGGAGCCCAUUACGGCGGGCGAGCGCUUCAACCUCGUGUUCUGGCUGCGGGAGAGGCGAUAGUAGACUGCGUUGGGAGUUUAUUAACAUAGACACACUAG
Pelagomonas calceolata is the source of this 1234-nucleotide messenger RNA. The record is from the annotation of a GenBank genome assembly. NCBI's taxonomy places the organism in Eukaryota, Pelagophyceae, Pelagomonadales, Pelagomonadaceae.